AUGCUGUCUCGCAUCGGAGGCGAUGGUCGCUACGAGGAUACCUGCCUUCCUGACUCCUUCAGGGCCAUGGGGUUAAAGGUCGCUUUCUCAGGGCACGGUCCAUUCUUUGCGCUGCGUGAUGGCAAUCGGAUGCUGGCCCCCCUGCACAGUCCGAGGCACACCAUCCGUCGCAUCCCUGAACUUGACAACGAGCUGAACCCAGGAAGAUAUGUUCUGUAUGCGCAGAAUCACUUCUGCGGGUUAAGAGUCUUCGAUGACGGGUCUUGUCAUAUGACUACAAGCCAUCGCACCCAAGACAACCUAUGCAUUGACGUCGCGGACGUGAAUCUUGAACUUUGGGAGGCUGUUUUCGUCGUAGAGCCUUUGGCACAUGGCACAGGACACAGAACAGAUGAUGACACCGAUGAAGACAAGGCAGGUGGUUCCCACAGGAUGCAAGCAUCUGACUGCGAAGAGCCGUACAAAAAGCUGGUGCACUAUAUUGACCAAUACGUUAUCUUCCACAGAAUCCUGCAUAUCCGCAGCAUGGCCCUCACUUACAUUCAGGAGCUGGUGACCUGUCCUGGAUUAUGGCUUCAUUUCCCGAACCCACUCCACACUCAGAUCGAUAAACGCACUUGGCGACAUUUCAUGGACUGCUUCGAAGACAGGGCCAGGAAGGUGACGGAGUGGGUGGAUCCACAGAUUCUAGUUUCUGGUCUACGUCCGUCUGCUCACGGGCCCCGACAUGUGCACUCCAUAUCAGAUGUUGACCGCGCCGUCAAGAGAGUUGGCGCCUGGGCCCGGAUAAUGAUCAAGCUGCUGGAUUAUGAUGGCACGGUCAGCCUGCUAUCACCUGUUGAUCCUGCCAUUUCCAAAAGGAUUUGGGAGAAGCAUCUGUUCGACAUCCGCCAAAGCUUGACGGUGUUGACUCAGACUGUUCCGUCUUGCGUGGACACGUCAGUAGACACCUCUUCAAAGGCCCACGAGCAAGACUACCUGGGCGGCGUGACCGAGAAGAUUGCCGCCUGCGGCUCGAGCAAGAGCUCUCUCGGUGCAAUUAGCAAAUAG
This is a messenger RNA of Symbiodinium sp. CCMP2592, 1050 nucleotides long. The record is from the annotation of a GenBank genome assembly. NCBI's taxonomy places the organism in Eukaryota, Dinophyceae, Suessiales, Symbiodiniaceae.